AGAUCAGCGGGCACAGGGCCUGUAGAGAGGGGACCUGACGGGCAGGAUGCACUGGCUCCCAGCAGGCCACGACAUCAAUGGCGCCCUGGAGCCCUCCAACAUCGACACCAGCAUCCUGGAGGAGUACAUCGGCAAGGAGGACGCCUCGGACCUCUGCUUCCCCGACAUCUCCGCUCCAGCCAGCGCCGCCUCCUUCCCCCACGGGCAGCCUGCAGCCCCUGGCUCCGGUGGGGUCCACCACCUGAGCUCCCCUGGGGGUGGACCCUCCCCGGUGCGCCACGGUCCCCUCCCGCCCCCGAGCUACAGUGCCCCACUCAACUGCAACAACAACAACGGCGUGGGCGCCGCCCCGAAGCCCUUCCUGGGGGGCUCGGGGCCCCCCAUCAAGGCAGAGCCCAAGGCUCCCUAUGCCCCAGGCACCCUGCCGGACUCGCCCCCAGACUCGGGCUCCGAGGCCUACUCCCCGCAGCAGGUGAACGACCCCCAUCUCCUACGCACAAUAACCCCUGAGACCCUGUGCCACGUGGGGGUGCCCUCCCGCCUGGAGCACCCGCCCCCACCUCCAGCCCACCUGCCAGGCCCCCCGCCGCCCCCGCCGCCCCCACCUCACUACCCUGUCCUGCAGCGGGACCUGUACAUGAAGGCCGAGCCCCCAAUCCCGCCGUAUGCUGCCAUGGGGCCGGGUCUGGUGCCUGCGGAUCUCCACCACACCCAGCAGUCCCAGAUGCUGCAGCACUUGCUGCAGCAGCACGGAGCUGAGCUCCCCACACACCCCUCCAAGAAGAGGAAGCACUCAGAUUCGCCCCCCAACACCCUCAAUGCCCAGAUGCUGAAUGGGAUGAUCAAACAGGAGCCUGGGACCGUGACAGCGCUGCCCCCACACCCUGCGCGAGCCCCUUCCCCACCCUGGCCUCCCCAGGGCCCACUCUCACCGGGCCCCGGCUCCUUGCCGCUCAGCAUUGCCCGGGUCCAGACACCGCCGUGGCACCCUCCAGGUGCACCCUCACCAGGUCUCCUGCAGGACAAUGAUAGUCUCAGUGGCUCCUACCUGGACCCCAACUACCAGUCCAUCAAGUGGCAGCCCCAUCAGCAGAACAAGUGGGCCACACUGUACGAUGCCAACUACAAGGAGCUGCCUAUGCUCACCUACCGUGUGGACGCUGACAAGGGCUUCAACUUUUCGGUGGGGGACGACGCCUUCGUGUGCCAGAAGAAGAACCACUUCCAGGUGACGGUGUACAUCGGCAUGCUGGGGGAGCCCAAGUACGUCAAGACGCCCGAGGGCCUCAAGCCCCUUGACUGCUUCUACCUGAAGCUGCAUGGAGUGAAGUUGGAGGCCCUGAACCAGUCUAUCAACAUUGAACAGUCUCAGUCAGACCGAAGCAAGCGGCCCUUCAACCCUGUCACGGUCAAUCUGCCUCCUGAGCAGGUCACAAAGGUGACUGUGGGACGGCUGCACUUCAGUGAGACCACUGCCAACAACAUGCGCAAGAAAGGCAAGCCCAACCCUGACCAGAGGUACUUCAUGCUGGUGGUGGCCCUUCAGGCUCAUGCACAGAACCAGAACUACACGCUGGCUGCCCAGAUCUCAGAGCGCAUCAUCGUGAGGGCCUCCAACCCAGGUCAGUUUGAGAGCGACAGUGAUGUGCUGUGGCAGCGGGCGCAGGUGCCCGAUACUGUCUUCCACCAUGGUCGUGUGGGCAUCAACACCGACAGGCCUGACGAGGCUCUGGUUGUGCAUGGCAACGUCAAGGUCAUGGGCUCGCUCAUGCACCCCUCGGACUUGCGGGCCAAGGAGCACGUGCAGGAGGUGGACACCACCGAGCAGCUGAAGAGGAUCUCGCGCAUGCGGCUGGUGCACUACAGAUACAAGCCCGAGUUCGCGGCCAGCGCGGGCAUCGAGGCCACCACGCCAGAGACGGGUGUCAUCGCUCAGGAGGUGAAGGAGAUCCUGCCCGAGGCUGUGAAGGACACGGGAGAUGUGGUCUUUGCCAAUGGGAAAACCAUAGAGAACUUCCUGGUGGUGAACAAGGAGCGCAUCUUCAUGGAGAACGUGGGGGCCGUGAAGGAGCUCUGCAAGCUGACGGACAACCUGGAGACGCGCAUCGACGAGCUGGAGCGCUGGAGCCACAAGCUGGCCAAACUGCGGCGCCUCGACAGCCUCAAGUCCACUGGCAGCUCGGGGGCCUUCAGCCACACAGGGAGCCAGUUUAGCCGGGCAGGCAGCGUUCCUCACAAGAAGAGGCCCCCCAAGGUGGCCAGCAAGUCGUCAUCAGUGGUGCCAGACCAGGCCUGCAUCAGCCAGCGCUUCCUGCAGGGAACUAUCAUUGCCCUGGUGGUGGUCAUGGCCUUCAGCGUGGUGUCCAUGUCCACACUGUAUGUGCUGAGCCUGCGCACCGAGGAAGACCUGGUGGAUACUGAUGGCAGGUCCAGCCAGAGUUUUGGAACCACUCAGCUCCGACAGUCCCCUGUGACCACUGGGUUGCCAGGCACACAGCCCUCUUUGCUGCUGGUUACGACCAGCCUGAUCAGCUCGGCCCCAGAUCCAGCUAUCCGCACGUUGGACCUGUGCUCCAGCCACCCCUGCCCUGUCGUCUGCUGCUCUUCACCCGCCUCCAGCCCUGCCUCAGACCCUAGUCUUGACUCCAGUUUUAACCCUGGCCAUAGUCCCACCCCCAGACCUAGCCCCAGUCCCAGCAUUAACCACUCAGACCCCAGCCAGAUGGCCCAGCUGCCAGUCACCAACAUCAGAGCCAAGUCUUGGAGUAUUUCAGCCAAUGGCAUUGGCCACCCCAAACAUUCCAAGGGCAUGGAACCUGUGGCCAGCCCUGCAGUUCCCUUCCCUGGGGGGCAGAGUAAGGCCAAGAACAGCCCCAGUCUUGGACUCCAUGGCCGGGCCCGCAGAGGAGCCCCCCAGACCAGCCUGGGCCCUGCUCAGCCCACUCACAGCCAGCCAGACCCAGUGCCCUCCCUGACCUCCAUCCAGGUGCUGGAGAACUCGAUGUCCAUCACCUCCCAGUACUGCGCUCCACAGGGUGCCUGCAGGCCUGGAAACUUCACCUACCACAUUCCUGUCAGUAGCAGUACCCCACUCCACCUCAGCCUGACCCUGCAGAUGAACUCCUCUUCCCCUGUGUCGGUGGUGCUGUGCAGCCUGACGACAAAGGAAAAGCCGUGUGAGGAGGGGUCACUCCCGCAGAUUCUCCCUACCCAUCAGGACACCCAGGGCACCUCUCACCAGUGGCCCAUAACCAUACUGUCCUUCCGUGAAUUCACCUACCAUUUCCGGGUGGCACUGCUGGGUCAGGCCAGCUGCAGCUCGGAGGUCCUUAGCCAGCCAGCCACAGACUACUACUUCCACUUCUACCGCCUGUGUGACUGAGCUGCCUCCUGGGGCAGUGCCACACCAGGGAUUUGGGGUCCUUAGACCCCUUCCACACUGGGUGCAACGAAUGGUGUUCCACCAUUGGAGCCUGCUGCCUCCCAGCUCUCUGCCAAUUCACUGGCCUCCCUGAGCCUGGGGAAACUGGAAGUCUUCGCACUGGAUCUGCUGUUCCUACUGGUCACCCUCAGGUGGCAUGGAGGGAGCCGGGGACAAGACUUCCUGGGCGUUCCUGCCUACCACCUCCUGGUGGCAGGAUCCACAUUUGUCCAGAUGUGGUUCAGAUAUAGAGGCUGGCUUCAGGGGCCCUGCCUUGCCCAGAGCCCACUCUCCCCUGCCCCUCCCUUUUGAGACAGGGAGUUGCUGCUCUUGGAGACAGCUGCCAGGGGCUUGGAUCCAGCCCUUCAAGAUCUGACUGGACCCCAGGAGUCAAUAGGACAGACGGAUCUCCCCCUUGAUGCUGCUCCCUGGGGGAUGGCUUUGUAGUGGACUUUUUGGGGUAUGACUGUUACACUGGACUUGGACUUCUAAGCUUUAAGUGUAGCCCAGGAGGUAUUUCUUCCUGGGAGAGCUUGGCUCCUGAGAACUUCCCGGGCAGCUGAGGCCAGCCCUGGAUGGGCUGGAGAGACUUGAUUUUGUGCCUUAAAUCUACUGAGUGCCUGAGGAAGUCACCCUCAGCCCUCCACAGUCUAAACCACUGGGGGCCAGCAGGCCAGAUAAACCUGGAGUAUCUGGAAGGGGAGGUUCCCUGUGAACCCCCACACCCUGUGAUCCCGGGAACUUACACCGUGGUGUCAGCGACUCCAUCCUUCCCCUCGCCCCCCACCCCCAGCAGAGGAGCAGGAAUCCUUGCAAGCAUUGGGCUGGUGGGCAGAUGCAAAUAACUUUGGCUGUUAUUAAUGAAAUAAUUACUAAAUGCACUUAAGCCAGGCCAGGAAGGAUUGGAAGGACGGAGCUAGAAAGUUCAGAGUGGGCCAGAGCCCUGGAGUGACACUUGCAAAGAAAGAAGGGUCCUGAUUCUGAUCCUUCCCAGGAGGCUCAGAGACACCCACCCCACUUCCAACCACCAAAUUUUGGCUUCUCCCCAGUUUGUGGGUAGCUUUCUCUCCCCAUAUUAAAGGCGCCCUUGCUGUGCUUGGUCAAGAUGGAGGUAUCCAUGCUCAGCAAACCCCAUCUCUGGCUUCCUCUCCCAGGAGUGAUACAGUGGGUUUGGGUUAAGGAAGAUGUUAACUUCUCUUCAUGGUGUCUGCAGCAUUCUGGGGCCACAUGCAGGCUCAUGAAAGGAAUGUGGCAGUCAUUUGGCCAUGUCUACCAUUGUCCAGAAACAGGAAAGGGAACUGCCGUCCUUGCCCUGUGCAAUCCCAUCACUUCUUUGGAAACCAGGCCUUACCCCUAUCCUACCUCUCAGCUCUGAACAGGAGGCCUUUCUGUUGGGGAACUGAGUUCUAGAAGCCAAUUAACUGCAGACCCCCUUCCGCCAUGGAUCUAAAGCACUUAUCCACGGGGUAGGGAAGCACUAGGGGACUCAGGGAUUGCAGGACACCUUGCCUCCAACUCCCUCCCCAGUUUGGCUCUACUCCCUGAUUCCAACAUAGGAGCUAUAUGACUCCCCAUGCCAUGCCAGGGGUCAAGCCCUGCUUAGUUCUACUGGGUUCUUCUUCCCACAGGGGACACCUCCUUACAGUGCCUUAAAACUGCCAAGCCCACUCCUUGGUGAUAGGAUUCUGGGGCUUCUUGGGGUGGGGGGGAUCGUUCUUGGACUGCAGCACCAGUCCUUAACUGGAAAGUGACCCUCCACUGCCCCCUGGAGUCUAUAUGGACAUAGCAUAGCCCCCAGUCCCACUGGCAGCUGGCCCUGUUUCCAUGCCUGGAAGGAGUCCUCAGUGCCAGGGUGGGGGCUUGGGCUCCAAGCUGCUUGAGGGGGUCAACCUUGGACCAAAGCUACCUUAAGCCCAAGGUAUAAAAGGGCUCCAAGGAAGGUGAGUGGGCCACCUGCCAGAGGCUGGCUGGCCCUCCCCAGGCUCCAGCAGGCCAUCUCUCCCUUCCUCUCUCCUCUCUGGUAUUUGUUCCUGUAGCCACUGGGCUAUUCCCCUCUAGCUUCAAGCUGUACAUAUGGCCUCCCAGUGCAGAACCCCUGCCCACACUAUUGCCCCUUAGCAGUCUGCAUGUGCAUAGAGCGUCCCCUCCCCAGUUAACUCCGAGUCUUAUCCCUGGGCUCUGACUUAUAUUUAUCAUAUACCCACUGACUGAGGUAGGCAGAGGGAAGCCACCCUAGGCCUGCUUGCUUCUUGUCCUCCAA
Messenger RNA from Marmota flaviventris (yellow-bellied marmot), 5681 nucleotides. Lineage: Eukaryota; Metazoa; Chordata; Mammalia; Rodentia; Sciuridae. The record is from RefSeq and is a predicted model, not a curated record.